AUGAGCAUCUCCAGAAAAUCAUGGGAAAACCCGCAUAAUCCUCGAGUGCACGUGACGGGAAGUGGCCCAGGUGGAGGAGGAGCCGGCGGUGGAAUGGGCCGGAAAACACCCUGCUCGUCCCCGGGUCUCAUAUCAACCUCAGACGCGUCGGAUUCGUCAGAGAGGCGCGCCUCGUCUGCCAAAAAUAGUUUAUUUUUGUUCAAUGAUGAGGGUGAAUUCCCUGAAGAUCACGAUGAGGUGGACGAGCGCUCGGUGCUACGAUACGAACUGGGUUUUUACGAGAAAACGGGCAAAGACUGUUAUCGGGGUACGCUGACGUUCGCGCUGCGCUACGAUUUUAUUCACCGGGUGCUGAUGCUCCACGUAUUGAGGGCCAACCAUUUGCCGGUUGAGGACAAGGAGCAAACAGUGGAUCCAUAUGUAAAAGUCUACCUCCUCCCCGACCGCCGAAAUCAUUGUAAAACGAGAAUAUGCAAAAAGACGAACGAUCCAGAAUUUAACGAAAUGUUCAGCUUCGACGUGUCCUUCAACACGUUGUCUAGUAAAAUGUUGCAGUUCACCGUCUAUGAUUUUGACCGCUUCACGAGGCAUGGAUUGAUAGGCAACGUAAUUAUGCGCGACCUGUUCGACAAGAGCGACUUAUACGCGUGGACCGAGUACACGAUGCAGAUCGUCUGCAGCCAGGAAAAGAACGACUUUGGCGAUCUGUUGCUCUACUUGUCGUACUCGGUGACCGAGCAGAAGUUGUGGGUCACCGUAGCCAAGGCGUACAACCUACGGCCGAUGGACAUCACCGGCGCGUCCGACCCAUACGUGAAGGUGGAACAGGUGUACCGAGGCCGACGCGUGAAGCUACGCAAGACUACGACCAAACGCGCAAAUUUGAACCCGGUAUACCACGAGACGCUCGAGUUCGACCUGCCCUCCACGCAGGCCGGCGAGACAAACAUGCUGGUGCAAGUGAUGGACUGGGAUCGCAUCGGAAAGGAUGACCUCCUUGGCUGCACAAUUCUCGGGCAUGACAGCCCGACCUCCCAGGGCAGGACGCAGUGGGAACAAUGCUUUGCAUUAGCAUACACCGAUCAGGGACAUAAAUCGAAACCGGUCGGCACUUGGCACAGCAUCCUCUCCGAAGUGCCCGAGAAUUUCCGCGACAUUCCAAAGGCGAAAAAGCGAAAA
Messenger RNA from Mesorhabditis spiculigera, 1179 nucleotides. The record is from the annotation of a GenBank genome assembly. NCBI's taxonomy places the organism in Eukaryota, Metazoa, Nematoda, Chromadorea, Rhabditida, Rhabditidae.